This is a messenger RNA of Pogona vitticeps (central bearded dragon), 971 nucleotides long. Lineage: Eukaryota; Metazoa; Chordata; Lepidosauria; Squamata; Agamidae. The record is from RefSeq and is a predicted model, not a curated record.
AUGGAUUCACACGACUGCCCCCUGAGAAUUUCAGCAUCUUGUGCAUACUUUAUAUUACCGGCGGAGGUCCGGGCGUCCAGUGAAGCGCUGUGGCAGAGGCUGCGAGCAGGCGGCGCGUCGGUGGUGCCGGAUUUCCUCAGCGAGGCAGAGGAGGCGUUGCUGGCUCAGGAAGUGGAGCCUCAGUUCCGUCGCCGCCGCUACGAAGACGGGCACUGGGACGGGGCUAUCCAUAAGUACCGUGAGACAGAAAAGUCACACUGGAGCAAAGAAAGUCAUGAGAUUUUGCAAAGGGUCCGAGAUGCAGCUUUUCCCCCAGGCAUGCCACAGCUUACUCAAGUCCAUGUCCUAGAUUUGCAUAAAAGUGGCUACAUAAAACCUCAUGUGGACAGUGUCAAGUUCUGUGGCUGCACCAUUGCAGGCCUUUCCCUGCUGUCUUCAAGUGUGAUGCACCUGGUCAGUGAGCAGAAUCCAGAAGACUGGCUAGAUUUACUGCUGGAGCGCCGCUCUCUCUACAUUCUCAGAGGACCAGCUCGUUAUGAAUUCACUCAUGAGAUCCUUAAAGAUGAGGAAUCCUUUUUCAAUGGAAGGAAGAUCACUCGGGAACGAAGGAUCUCUGUCAUCUGCCGAAACCUACCCUUGUCUUCAGACCCAUCAUAGAAUUGCAGGUUGAGAUUUCGAAGACUGACCCUUGUUUCCACCUGGAAAGUAACCUGCUCUUUUAAUGGAAGUGAAGCAGGGGUGUGUGUGUCUGGCCUACUGUGCCUUAAGGCUCAGCUUUCCGACCAGCAGGAAGUGAUGGAGGCCCUUAUGAGCUGGAAGGAAUCUAAGGAUAUUCAAGAUCUAAAGAAAGAUUCUUGGUAGUUGGCUGUUAACAGAUGAAGAGAAGGCAGAAUUGAAGAAAUGGACCUGAUUAUACUUAACUGAAGUACAGUUUAUCUCAGAGCAAUAAAAUCUGGAUGCUUCUUCUGAAA